Oncorhynchus nerka (sockeye salmon) is the source of this 2826-nucleotide messenger RNA. RefSeq names its product ATPase H+ transporting accessory protein 1 like a (gene atp6ap1la). The record is from RefSeq and is a predicted model, not a curated record. The transcript has 7 exons. Lineage: Eukaryota; Metazoa; Chordata; Actinopteri; Salmoniformes; Salmonidae. The coding region runs from base 67 to 1113 and encodes 348 amino acids.
UUCGGCUCUUAUCGAAGAACGUUAUGAAGCAGUCAUCAUCUGUGGCAGUCUCACCUGGCCGGCUCCAUGGCAAAACAAGACUUAUUUAUGUAUUUUAAUUUAUUUUCUGUCGUUUUUCUGCAGCUCUCUUUGUCCUUUGAUCAAGUGUCUGCGGUUUUGGAAAAAAGUUUAGCGGGGCCCACAUCCCAAGAUAUCAGGGUUCAAAACAAUGGGUUGGCUGCCCAGAGCCACAGUGCUGCUUCCGAUGGGGAGAGUUCUUCGCUUAUAGCGGAGGACCCUCUCAGGAGAGUCCUGCAGCCUUAUGAGUGGCAGCUGGACUCCCCACACAGAACCAAACGGAGGCUACUGCAGACAUCCAGCAUUCUUCCUUACUCUCCUCUGAGCGUGGUUUACAACAGCAAAACAUGUAUCCUGUUUAGGGCCAGGAAGCUUGCCAUCAGGUUCAGGAACAGCACCUUAGUGGAUCUCACAGAGAAGGCCUUCGGCCCCGAUGCACCAGUGGACACCAAAGGCUCUAUGUGCAGCAAAGACAAAGCUACGCUUGUACUACGUUUCGGAGAUGUGGAGGACUUGAGAGGACUUGCAAUUAGACUACAAAUGUCCAACACAUUCUAUGAGUCGGCAGGGCAGAACUGGUUCACUCUGGACAGCGUACACAUCCACUACAACUGGACCCAUGAGGCAACGUUCAACGCCACCGAUGUUUACGCUCCUAGUACCCACUCCUACCACUGUCAGCACGUCAGCAGUCUGCAGAAGUACGACACGCUGCUCGUACCCAGCUCCAUCACAGACAACUCUGCAAACUGGCACAUCACCUUCACAGACUUCCAGAUACAAUCGUUCAAUGUGCUGUCCAACAAGUUUGGCUCAGCCAGUGAUUGCGCUACGUUCUUCACCCCAGCUAUCCUCAUGGGUCUGAUCACCUCUCUAAUCCUUCUCCUGGUCCUGGCCUACGCGCUGCACAUGGUGGUGCACCUCAAACACAUCGACACCUACGAAGAACACAAGACCACCGUCUACUUCCCCCGCAGCACAGAAACUGCAGAAUGCACCGGCGCCACCAGCUCCGGCACUACCAGCUCCACUGCCACUGAGAAAAACAGCUUGUAGGACUCCGUUUCCCAGGAUCCACCUCAGUCUCCACCACUAGGUGUAUACUGUAAACUGUUUCUGUAGGUGUCAGAUAGUGACUAUGCAGGGCCUCUGACUGAAUCCUCUGAUGGCUGGCAGACCGACCGACUGACUAAACUCAAUAGAUAAAGCAACCUCCCAUACUGAAGGGCCUGAAAGACAUGGUGAUAGUCUGAACCUGAUAUGGUUGUCCACUUUUGCAUCACUUUGGCUCAGGCAGUGGUUGUUCAAGCCAGAUAGAUCUAAUAAUUUGUGACUCAGCAUCAUCUGGGGGAUUUGGAUACAGCUUUGGAGGUGAUCCGGAGACAUUGACCAGUUAUCGGGCAUUGCAAAGCAAAAACAAACUAAUUAUGUACUCUUGAAUGAAAUUCAAACGGAUAUAAGAACAAGUAUUUAGUUCCUUGUCAGUACUAUAAAUGCUGGUAUAUAUAUAUAUAUAUAUAUAUAUAUAUAUAUAUAUAUAUAUAUACACACGGGAUAAAGAAGUUUCAUUUUAAUAACAAAACCAUACCCUAAAGGGUACAUACCGUAAAGGCAAUGCAGUAUAUACUUAUGUAAUUAAUCAAUCAAUGUGUUACAUUCUGGUGUUUCAGACCUGUGUUUAAGAACAUGUGUUAUUGCGAGCUUGUGAAAAUAACUAUGUACAUUUUGGGCCAUUAUCCACAAAGCAUCUCAGAGUAGAAAAUUCUAAGAAUAGAGACAUUUUACUCCUACUCUUAUUGGUAAAAAUUUAAGAUAUGCAUGAAUCCUCUUUAGUCAUUAGUCCCACCUAGUUGACAAAUUUAGGAGACCUCAUGAGCUGUCCUAACCAGUUAAGAGUUACCAGCAGGUGUCUUAAUAGUAGAAAAAGGUAGCGAGUCAGUGGUUCCUGUGCCACAUGGAAUUGCUUUUGAGUUGUUAAAAUCACAAUUGGUUAUUCCCCAUCAUUUGCAGCAACGUCAAUGAGCGCCACUGUCUUUCCUUCACACGAUCUCAAAAUGUUUUGAUUACCAACUGAGAAACUUUUAUGAGUUGAUUUUACUCCUGGCCAUAUGAUCAAUCCAUAAAAGAAUGUUUUGAUAUUUAUAUAUGAUCAACCCAUAAAUAAUCUAGACCUACAUGCAACAGUAUCUCUUGCUUACUUGACAAUGACUUCACAAGGCCAAUAUCACGUUCAUCAUAACGAGGAGACCAAGGUGAGAAGAAUACAUUCUUCUUUAAUGAAAGAGAAACACUGAACAAAGUAUACAAAAUGUGUUACGGUUUUCUGGUGAAAGAGAGGACCAAAAUGCAGCGUGGUGAUCUUGAUAUAUCUUAAAUGAAGAUGAAAAAUGAACAAUACACAAAACACAAGAAACGUGAAAAACCGGAACAGCCCUAUCUGGUGCAACAAACACAGCGACAGGAACAAUCACCCACGAAACACUCAAAGAAUAUGGCUGCCUAAAUAUGGUUCCCAAUCAGAGACAACGAUAAACACCUGCCUCUGAUUGAGAACCACUCUAGGCAACCAUAGACUUACCUAGACUACUUCACUAAACCACAAUCCCAUAACCUACAAAAAAAAACUAGACAAAACACCACAUAAAUACCCAUGUCACACCCUGGCCUGACCAAAAUAAUAAAGAAAACACAAAAUACUAAGGGCGUGACAAAACGACUGUGAAGCUAUGAGACACGAGUGCUGACAGGCAACUACACAGACAAUAACCC